Messenger RNA from Paramecium tetraurelia, 468 nucleotides. RefSeq lists its product as uncharacterized. Lineage: Eukaryota; Ciliophora; Oligohymenophorea; Peniculida; Parameciidae. The record is from RefSeq and is a predicted model, not a curated record. The transcript has a single exon. Gene Ontology annotation, cellular component: cytosolic [4Fe-4S] assembly targeting complex. Gene Ontology annotation, molecular function: protein binding. Gene Ontology annotation, biological process: iron-sulfur cluster assembly.
AUGAAGUAACUUGUACAUCCUGUUAAAAGCAAUCUAAUUAUUAGCGGAUCAGAUGAUAAAUCAAUAAAAUUUUGGACUUUCAAUUGUUCAUAAUUCUCAAAUAAGUCAACUUGGUUCUGUUCAUAGACUAUUUCGCAGCAUAAUUCUUCUGUUUCUCAAAUUUCUAUAAGUUAAGACGGAAAUAAAUUAAUUUCCUGUUCAACAAAAUAAAUAAUGGUUAUGAGCUAUUCUGGCUCAAAAUUAUGGUAACUAUCUGAAGUUGGAGUAAGAUUGUCAUUUAUCAAUAAUAACUUGUUUGCUUACUUACCAUGGACUGGAAAAUCUAUAUACAUCUAUAAACUAGAUUCUAUUGAAAAUUAAUAUGUCAGAUCAAGAGACAUUGCAGUUUAAGGGCAAAAAGAUGCCUUCUAGAGUUAUUUUCCAGCCAUUUAUAUUCCUUCAAAGAAUAUUCUAAUAUGCAAGAACUGA